Messenger RNA from Mesocestoides corti, 1146 nucleotides. NCBI's taxonomy places the organism in Eukaryota, Metazoa, Platyhelminthes, Cestoda, Cyclophyllidea, Mesocestoididae. The record is from the annotation of a GenBank genome assembly.
AUGGACAGGUAUUACCCCUGUGUUGAUGACAGGACUUGGCACCAGGACUGCCUUCGAUGUGUAGUCUGUCGAGCACAGCUCUUUGGUCGGUGCUACGCACGAAAUGGACGGUACUUUUGCCGAAAUGACUUUAUCCGCCAGUCCAUGGUCCUCGGUGAAGACGUAACAGCCACAAAUAAACAAGACGCGUCGUUAGCCGAGCCGGCGAUCCCGUCCACAUCAAGGCGAAGUGCAACGGCGCCUAUGAUACUUUUUGUUAUUUACACCAAACCUACACCAGUUUAUACCCCUCGCCAUCGACCAGAACGGCAUGCAAGAAGCAGCUUCAGGCCGCUGGGUUUAGUGGUUGAACUCAAACCGGGUGGGACGGAGAGCAGCCCACGAUGCCCAACAUGUACGGAGGCCAUCCUACCGACUGAUAUGGUGCGUCUGUUGGGUUCCAUAGCCUACCAUGCCGACUGCUUCCUCUGCAUCCUCUGUUCACGUCGCCUAGCAACCGGAGACGAGUGUCGACUCAUCGGCGACGGCGUGAGAUUUAUUUGCCUCGAGCACGAAUCGUUACAGCAGGGGUUGGGGAAUGGAGGAACUUCAAGGAGUCCGGAAUGCUCAGAUGGAACUUGUGAACGAGACGAGGCAAAACAUAAAGAGGUCCUUCAGGGGAUGUCUUUCUACGAAAGCCAGACGUCUUACACAUAUACAGAUGCUGACCUUCCACAAUUUGUAACCAGUGAGAUUCAAGAGAAGAAAGAGGGUGAGUCGCCAGCAGAUCAAAACCACCUUGGGGGAGAUGACCAAUCGGAGUGUGGCCUUGACUUGGUGGACACAGCUUCGAUGCUCGACAAAACGAACUCGGGCUUAGACGAUGGCAGCGGCAGUCCCAACUCAAACGACAUGCCGACGACGACUGCGUCGACGGAGAAUCAGGUGGAGGGUGGGAACAGUCUGCUGACCAAGAGGCGAGGACCACGAACCACCAUCAAAGCCAAACAGCUGGACACACUGAAAGAGGCCUUCGCGACCACUCCAAAGCCCACGAGACACAUCCGGGAACGACUAGCUCAGGAAACUGGCCUGUCAAUGCGUGUUAUUCAGGUAAACCUGGUUGAGAUGAUGUUCUGUUUUGAUGACCUCAGAUAUGUCUGGUAG